Messenger RNA from Penicillium vulpinum, 1479 nucleotides. It is a transcript of the gene gwt1, whose product is annotated as putative GPI anchor biosynthesis protein Gwt1. Gene Ontology annotation, cellular component: endoplasmic reticulum; membrane. Gene Ontology annotation, biological process: GPI anchor biosynthetic process; protein localization to plasma membrane. Gene Ontology annotation, molecular function: glucosaminyl-phosphatidylinositol O-acyltransferase activity. Lineage: Eukaryota; Fungi; Ascomycota; Eurotiomycetes; Eurotiales; Aspergillaceae. Bases 1 to 1479 code for a protein of 492 amino acids. The transcript is spliced from 2 exons. The record is from RefSeq and is a predicted model, not a curated record.
AUGGAUGCGAGCUAUAAAGCUCGCAAGGAGGCCUUUGUGUCUAACCUUGCGGGAAGCACAAUCCUCGAGAUCAAUACAGUCACACUCGUUGCUUCAACAUCUGUCCUCCUUUGGUCCGCGCUCCAGUCUCGUUUGUCCUUCUUCACACCCUACGGUCCUGCGGCACUCGCGACCGACUUCAUCCUCAAUGUACUAGCCAUCUUAUUCGCAACGACCGCAUAUUCGUCCGCGCCGCUUCUCCUCAACAUCUUCCUUCUCUCCCCUGCGGUCCUCCUUUUCCUCACCCGAAACGGUCUGCGCAAAUCCCCAAAAGCCAAACCUCCCCGCAAAUCCAAGAAUGAGAAACAGGAACAGCAGGUCUUGCCAAUUCACCCAUUCUUGACCACAUACCGCGCAGCCAUGAUGAUUGUUACCUGCAUAGCCAUUCUCGCAGUCGACUUCCGCGCGUUCCCACGUCGUUUUGCCAAGGUAGAGAACUGGGGAACAUCUCUAAUGGACUUGGGCGUGGGCUCCUUCGUCUUCUCCGCCGGAGUAGUCUCUGCGCGUGCGGUUCUGAAGGGACAAAACAAAGAAUCCCCGAGAUUAGCUUUGCAUAAGAGAUUAAUUGGGUCGGCUCGGCACUCUAUUCCUCUGCUUGUGCUAGGCCUCAUCCGACUGUGGAGUGUCAAAGGAUUGGACUAUGCGGAACAUGUGACGGAAUAUGGUGUACACUGGAACUUUUUUUUCACGCUUGGCUUUUUGCCUCCUUUCGUGGAGCUAUUUGACUCCUUGACUGCAUUGAUCCCCUCCUAUGAGUUGCUUGCACUUGGAAUUGCAGUACUCUACCAAGUCGCUCUGGAGUCAACUGAUCUCAAGGGUUACAUUCUCGUGUCUCCUCGGGGGCCAGAUCUGCUGUCAAAGAACCGCGAGGGGGUCUUUUCUUUCAUUGGAUAUUUUGCGAUAUUCCUCGCUGGACGGGGUGUUGGAGUCCGCAUCAUUCCUCGUGGUACUUCGGCCACAAAAUCGCCCCAGAAGGCGCGAAACUCUGUUCUGAUGCGCCUGGUCAUGCAGGCUUUGUUCUGGUCAAUCAUGUUUUUCUUCAAUUCCACCUACGCAUCCGGCUAUGGUGCCAACAUCCCAGUGUCACGCCGGUUGGCUAACAUGCCGUAUGUGCUUUGGGUGGCAGCAUUCAAUAGUGCCCAACUCUUCCUCUUCUGUCUGACCGAGACUGUGUUCUUCCCCGCGGUCCACCGAGCGACUAACAAGGAAGACGAGGCAGAGCAGACAUCCUUUGCGACUAGUCGGAUUCUACAUGCCUUCAACCGCUGUGGGCUUGCACUGUUCCUAAUCGCGAACGUACUUACUGGCGCAGUGAACCUGAGCAUUCCAACAUUGGAUCUCGACACCCCGCAGGCCAUGGGCAUUCUAGUUGUCUAUGCAGCGGUGCUAACUGGUGCUGCUCUGGGGAUGGACAAGUACAAUAUCAAGUUGAGCCUGUAG